AUGAGCUCUGUUUUGCUGGGGCUUUUCAUCAAAGCUUCCGGCCAAAUCACCGUCACUCUUCCGCCUCAGCCAACGGACAACCCAAACCAACCGCCUACGACAAGUCCAACCAGAGCCCCAGCCACACCACAACCCACAAGCAAUAGAACUCCGCAACCAAAUUCCAACAGCGGGAUUAGUAUCUCGAUUUGGGUUCCACGGCCAACUCCCACCCGAAAACCAACCACAGUGCCUACAAACACACCAACCCCAAAACCAAGCAGACAAGUCACAGGUGCUCCCACGUCAGAACCAACCUCACAACCUAAUAAUGAACCGACAGAUACACCUACCGAUACUCCAAUCGCCAACACUGGUGACGAUGAAAGCACUAGCAGCAAUGCCAAAAUCACGGUAGGCGCCUACUACUAUCCAUGGCACAAGCGUCAUUUUGAAGAUGCCAAGGACGGGUAUCUCCGCCGGGAACUGCAACCGCGCCAGGAAGUACGACUAGGGGAAUACGAUGACACACAGCCCACUGUCAUUCGUCAACAUCUAGCUUGGAGUCGACAAGCCAACAUUAAAGUGUGGGUCACUUCUUGGUGGGGACAAAGCAGUCCCGAAGAUGCCACUUUACGGCAAGUCAUUCUACCCGAACUGGAACGACAGGCACAAACGGCACCAGACUAUUACAAUCACAAGCUUGCCAUCCUCUACGAAACCAUGGCUUGGUUCAACGAAAUUAAUAGCAGAAACAAUGACAAUGACAAUGACAAUGCACCUCCCACAAGCGAUCCGUUUCAACGAAUCUUUGACGAUUUUGAGCACAUCUGUCGAUUCUAUGUGGACCAUCCCAAUUACUAUAAAAUCGGGGGGAAACCGGUGGUGGUGGUUUACUUGACGCGGCUACUGGAAGACAAAUGUGCUGUACCGCAGGUAAUCGAUCGAAUUCGCCGGGGCUGUGGGGCAAACCACGAGCUGUACAUUAUUGGAGAUCACAUGUGGGGAGAAGCACCAUCGCCAUCUCAGGAAGAAUCUAUUCUACCAUUGAUGGAUGGAAUCACGAACUAUGAUUUGUAUGGUAACAUGGGGAGGCCAGCUCCGUACGCAGGUUCGUCACGAGUUGCUUUGUACUUUGAGAAUGCUCGUGACUGGAAGAGACACGCCCUUGAGUUCAACACCUCCUUUGUCCCUGCAGUGUCGCCAGGGUACAACGAUCGUGCCGUGAGAUUUGAACGCGACCAUCCAGCUCUCUCGCGAAGGCUUACCGCUGACAGUCCAGAGGGCUCGCUCUUUCGUGAACAGCUCGGGCAUGCCAUCAAUCUCGUUGAUCGAGGAGCUGACAACCUGCUCCUUGUGAACUCGUUUAAUGAGUGGCACGAGGACACGCAAAUAGAACCCUGCGAUGGAAAGGCAGCCAAGGAGCCCGCUCAUUUAACGCAGGGUUUGGAGUACCAAGGCUAUGGCACCCUGUAUCUGGAUAUUUUAGCCAACUACACGGCUGCUGCAUCCAAUGCCGACAACAUUUUUGGCCAGGAGUCUAUCGGUGCUUCCAAGGCACCGUCCCAAAAAGCCACAUCGCUUCCAAUCCAUUUUACUGGACGUCCCUAUGCGAUUCCCACCCUUGCAGCCAUGUAUUACUUCCCCAGCAACUAUGAACAGGGACUGAGGGCCCGUCUCAAUCAGGCCCCACUACAUCAAGAGGCAAUGGAUGCCAUGACCAACGAAGAGAAGAUCAGUGAUGAUUUCUGGCUUUCUUGGAGAUCCAAUAUUCCGGCUUGGGUCAUGCCUUGGUUUCAUCGUGAUCAUUCCACCAAUCAACAGUUCAUGGAGGUUUUCAAUCACAACUUGGUGAAGAGUACCAAUCACAAACUCAUACUCUACUAUCACGUGAGUUCGCGUUUGCCUACAAUUACAAUUGACGGUACUCCUGUGGGCUUCAAACAACAACCACAGCACAAUGUCUUGGCCAUUUCUCCAUGGAUUGUCAGUGAUGUUGAAUACCUUUGCGAGCACUAUCUGACCGAUGAAGGUACAUAUUACCACUCGUCCAGCGGGAAACCAGUAGUCAUGUUGGGGCUCACCCAUGAGUUGAAAUCGUCACCGGGUGUCCUGGCUUCGCUAGUGACGACGAUUCGAACCGUGGCGUCUGAUCAGUUCAGUCUGGAGCUCUUGCUUGUGGGAGAUGACAUUGCUUGGAGCGAUGCUCCACUCGAGACUCAUACGUUUGAGCCAUUCUCUUGGCUGGAUGGAAUCGCAAACAUCAACGUCUACGGCAACAUGAUGGAUUCGUGGAAUGAUACGACGACAGCAGAUCACGGUGACGAGUAUUUUGAGGCUCGACAAUCGACGUUGGACGCUUACUACGAACAGCAGAGACAGUGGCGCAUUGCAGCCUGGAAUGAAGGAUGCUCCUUCCUACCUACGGUGCUACCAGGUUACAACGAUAGGGCUUCGGGGGAAGCAACCACUCCGUUGUCACGAGUACUAGCUGAGGAACCAGGGCAAGAGGGAAGCUUGUUUGCAUAUUCUUUGGAGACAGCCCAGCAUUUAUUGGAUUCCGAACUAGAGGACUUGCUGCUGAUCAACUCCUUCAACAACUUUUUGGACGACACCCAAGUGUAUCCCGUUUAUGGAAGCGCUGCUUCUUUCCCCGACAGCUUAACCGGGGGCUUGGUGUACGAAGCAUACGGAGAAACGUAUCUUGAUAUCCUGACUGUGAAAUUUGGUUUGCGGGAAACCGGCGUUCCCACUGCCAGCCCCCAACCUUCAGCAGCUCCAACUCCUACCCCCGUGGAAGCUUCAUCUCCCGGUGCUGCACCAGAUCCACUCGACUGGUGCGAGAACUAG
Messenger RNA from Seminavis robusta, 2829 nucleotides. The record is from the annotation of a GenBank genome assembly. Lineage: Eukaryota; Bacillariophyta; Bacillariophyceae; Naviculales; Naviculaceae.